Trifolium pratense (red clover) is the source of this 1804-nucleotide messenger RNA. RefSeq names its product F-box/kelch-repeat protein At3g61590-like. The transcript is spliced from 3 exons. NCBI's taxonomy places the organism in Eukaryota, Viridiplantae, Streptophyta, Magnoliopsida, Fabales, Fabaceae. The record is from RefSeq and is a predicted model, not a curated record. The coding region runs from base 237 to 1454 and encodes 405 amino acids. Gene Ontology annotation, molecular function: protein binding.
ACACAAAAAGCACCCAUUUCAUUUCAUGUCGUUUUUUCUCUCUCUAUUUACUGUCUUUGCUUUUCAACCAAAUCUAGAGCAACCCAUUUCAUUGUUUAAGCUUUUUAGGGUUUCCUUCUUCACUCAAUGACUUCAAACCCUUUUCCACUCUGACACCACCGGAUCCACUCUUUCACACGAGGUGAUUAUUUUUUAUUCAUCUCAAGAUUUACUAGGCCUUUGCUUUCGGCUCUAUUAUGGCCGGGGAAACAGCAUGGAUCAGCCAUUAUGAUGAAGACAUGAAAAAGGAGACUGUGGACUUCAAUUUGGAACUUGAUGAAGAAAUCGAUAAAGAUGGGAGUGCUGUUUCUGUGGACAUAAUUUUGCCUGAUGAUUUAUUGGAGCGUAUUCUGUCCUAUCUUCCCAUUGCGAGCAUUUUCCGAGCAAGCUGUGUGUGCAAAAGAUGGCAUGCGACUUCGGAAAGGUUUUUAUUGAACCCUUCUCAUUUGCUACCACAAAAACCUUGGUAUUUUAUGUUCACCAGCUCUGAUGAACCAACUGGUCAUGCUUACGAUCCCAACCUUCGGAAAUGGUAUUGCAUUGAACUCCCCUUUGUCGGAACUUCUAAUUGGUCCAUUUCUUCAUCAUAUGGCUUAGUUUGCUUCAUGGACAAUGAUAGCAGCUUCAUGGACAAUGACAGCAGAACCGAAUUAUGCUUGUGCAACCCUAUUACUAAAAGUUGUAGAAAGCUUCAAAAACCCCCAGGGAUGAGUUCUGAUUACGGUGCAUUAGCAAUUUCGGUCGACAAGGAAACACAUGAUUAUACUGUGGCAAUUGUGAAAUCAAAGCAAGUCCCUGGAAACUUUUUCCAGUGGGAUAUCUCAAUUCAUAUAUACAAUUCAAAGGAGGAGGCAUGGGUGACACCGCUAACCGAGGUUUUGACGGGGUGGAGAGGUGGUGAGGAGAGUGUGAUAUGCAAUGGUGUGCUGUACUUUGUAGUUUACUAUACCGGGGGUGUUCCACCAGAAAAUCGUCACGCAUUAGUUGCAUAUAAUAUCUCCAACCAAUUUUCUCAAGCUAGCUUGAGCUUUAUUCAUAUACCGUGUUCUCUGACAUGCGCCCGUCUGAUGAAUAUGAAGGAAAAGCUCGUAAUGGUCGGAGGAAUCGGCAAACUUGAUCGACCGGACAUAAUCAAAGGAAUAGGUAUCUGGGUUCUUCGCGAUAAGAAGUGGGAAGAGAUUGUCCGAAUGCCGCACAAAUACUUCCAAGGCUUUGGAGAGUUUGAUGAUGUUUUUGGUAGCAGUGGCGUUGAUGAUCUGAUAUAUAUUCAAAGUUACGGAUCUCCUGCUCUUCUCACAUUUGACAUGAACAUUAAACAAUGGAAAUGGUCACAGAAAUGUCCGGUAACAAAGAAGUUUCCUCUACAGCUUUUCACUGGUUUUUGCUUUGAGCCGAGGCUUGAAACUGCUCCGUAGCUUGUUGUUCUCUAUGGAAUCAAACAGCUACUAUUGACAGUUGUGUCAAGUUUCCGGUGAUUUCCUCCAUUGUUCUUAUAAAUUCCGUGUUUCAACUUGCUGAUUAAAGAUGAUGAUGAUUCAUGAAUUGAAUACUGAAAUAUUUAUUUAAACAUUUGAAAAAUACAACAGAGCUAUAUAAUUUUUUACAGCUUCUCAAUCUAUAGUUCAUAAUGCAUUACAAUGAGAUGUACAAUAUAUCUACUUAUCUGCUAUUGUUUGACGUGCUCUUAUUAAUCAAAGCAGAACAUUUCACUGUCACAGCUAUAUGUUUCUCAUUGUUUUUCCUGAAAACUAUAGGUUAUUGUGCA